CUGGGGAGGACGGAGCCUAUAGAACUCUCGAGAAAGGCUUCGUAAUUUAACAGCUCUUCGGUCUCCCCAUCUCCAACCCGCCGCUGCCGCCGCACCUACAAGUGAAGGAUAUACUGUAAUUUAACUGUACAGAAAAAGUAAUGUUACAGUAAAAACUUUUCAAAAUACGGUGUCUAGGACUGUUAAAGUGGCAGCCAGUAUGAACGUCAGCGCGGAGUCUUUCACCUCCAACCCAUUUCACAUCUGUAACAUCUGUCAGAAGGUGAUAAGGAAAAAGGAGAAAGGAGUCAGGGUGCCGCGACCCUUCUCCAGUGGACCCAGUGCCUUCAUUCCAGAAGAGGAGAUUGUGGAGGCGUCCCAGGUGGACCCCCAAACAGAGCAGAUCCUGGCUGAGGCCUACUCUCUGUCGGGCCACGUGGACCAUCUGACCCAGGUGAUGGGACUGCACCCCCACUACCUGGAGUCCUUCCUGCGUAGCCAGUUCUACCUGCUGAGGAUGGACGGCCCCCUGCCUCUCCACUGCCGACACUACAUUGCCAUCAUGGCUGCAGCGCGUCACCAGUGUUCCUUCCUGGUGUCUCUGCAUGUGCGUGAGUUCUACAGGAUGGGGAUGUGUCUAGACUGGCUGAAGGGUCUACAGUACGCCCCUCAGAGACUGAGGAACCUCAACGAGAUCAACAAGAUCCUAGCACACAGGCCCUGGCUCAUCACCAAAGAGCACAUUCAGAACUUGGUGAAGACAGGGGAGCACAGUUGGUCUUUGGCAGAGCUGGUCCAUUCUGUGGUCAUAUUGGCCCAUUUCCAUUCCCUGGCCAGCUUUGUGUUUGGCAGUGGUAUCAACCCCCAGGUGGAUCCACAGAAUGCCAAUGGCUUCCAGUCCGUUUACAUCAGUGACUACUGUACAUGUGACUUGGCCAGCGACCAUCACCUGGACCGAGACCUCAGCAGCACCAGCCUCGUGACCACAGACUCGGUCAGUGAGUUAGAGGCACUUAUGGACAGAAUGAAGAGGCUGCAGGAGGACAGAGAGGAGGAUGAGGCCUCGCAGGAAGAGAUGGCCACACGCUUCGAGAAAGAGAAGAAAGAGAGCCUCCUGGUGGGCUCUGGGGAUAUGAAGGAUGAGGUGAUGCCCACAUCCAAAGUGUCUCGGUUUGUAGAGGAUGCCACCUUUGGGUACCAGCACUUUGCUCGACAUGGAGAGGACAACCCACCAACAUUUAGAGCACAGGACUACUCGUGGGAGGACCAUGGUUUCUCUCUGGUCAACAGGCUGUACUCAGACAUCGGGCUGCUGCUGGAUGACAAGUUCCGGACAGCGUGUGACCUGACCUACUACAACAUGGCCAGUCACGAGGACGUAGACACCACCAUGCUCCGACGUGCACUCUUCAACUACGUGCACUGCAUGUAUGGCAUCAGGUAUGAUGACUAUGACUAUGGGGAGGUGAAUCAGCUAUUGGAACGCAGUCUGAAGGUCUAUAUAAAGACGGUAACAUGUUAUCCAGAGAGGACCACUCGCCGCAUGUACGACAGCUACUGGUGCCAGUUCCGCCACUCCGAGAAGGUCCAUGUGAACCUACUCCUAAUGGAGGCCAGGAUGCAGGCAGAACUGCUAUACACCCUGCGCGCCAUCACACGUUACAUGACCUGACCGACCACAGCGGGUUGUCUUUCUCCAACUGACCAAUAGAAAACCCCAGCCCUCUACAGUCCUCAUCACCCCACCUCCCCCAACACCACCACCGGCCUUCCCCUUUCCACAGCCCCAGGAACGAGGCCUCUUGGAACCAGAAAAUUGUCUCUCUACCAGGCACAUGACUCUAAAACUGGCCUCCUACUGUGUGGUUGGGUGGGGACUUUGAGGUCUUUUUAGCUUAAUGCCCUUGUAAAGAGGAAGUUUGUGAAGAUUAAGGAAAUCCUAUUGUGAGUGUAUGCAAGUGAAAACGGGUGCACAUGACUGACUAUUAUCAUCCUCCUUUGCCAAAAUGAUAAUGGCAGUUUGGCUUCAGUGACAUGCAGUGAAGGGGUUGGAGUUCAUGACUAACUUUUGGAAAUUGUUUAUCCAAGCAACCUCACAAAGUACUGAAAUCCAGCUCUAAGGAGGAUAAUGAAUAGCCAGUAACAGUGUUACACAAGAAUAUACCUCUGAAUGUAAUGCCUUGAUUUGAGACAGAGCCACCAAUAUCAGAAACAAGAUUAGAAGGUUAUCUGAUUGACAGAGCAAGCCCUUUUGUGGCACUCAGAUACUUUAACAAGUGCAAUAUGGUCUUCAUUCUUCUUACCUUUUUUUAUUUUUUGCAACUUAAAAGGCUGUGACAGAAUACUUAUGCUUUUCAGUAUAUUUAGACCUUUGUCAAUAAAUUUGUCUAAUUAAAAUAUUUAUUGAGAAUUAUUUCUCUGCAAUAUUUGUCCUAAUAGAGAUUGUAUCACAGCGGGGAGUGCACAAGCAACAUUAUCAGCAAUUGUAUGAUUUUUUUAUUGAGGUAUUGCUUUCCCUCUCUCAUCCUGUUUGUGACAUAUUUCUGUGCCAAAUGUUUCUAAAAGGAUCUGUAAGACAUUCAUAUUGCCUACUUGUCUAUAUUUCUAUUUCAAAGAUGCAGUGUACAGUACAGAUGUUAGAUCCAUGAGGCAUUUAAAAUUAAAAUAAAUGUAUAUUCCAUUAGGAAGUACAGUACAUUUCAGAACUGAGAUAAGCUACAGUAGUGCUGGGAAUGUGCUCUUUGUUUUUGUUUUGUUUUGAAGAAUCACCAAGUGCAAAUGCCUAACCCUAAAAUUUGCACUGUUAAUUAACUUUGAGUCUCACCAGCAUUUAUUUGAUGCUUAUUUCUUCAUCAGUGUACGGUUGGAAAAGUCAUGGUGCUUUUGUGAAUGAUUGUUGCUCUUUGCACAUCUGUAUCUGCACGUUGGAACGUUGGUAAUUCCCAGUUGGAAAUAUGCAAGAAAUGUUUGUAUUUCCUUAAAUCCUCUCUCCCUUCUCUCUAAUCUUUCUCAAAUAUUAAGACAUUGCAUUGUAUGUCUCACAUGCGAAAUGUGUUAAAUAUUAGCACCCCUCCCCCCAUUUGUGUGAAGGUUUAGAUCAUUUAGAUGUAUUGAUCAAAUUAUUUAAAUAUAUCUCUGUGAACUCAGAUGCCAUUCACCAAAGUACUAUUUACUGUUUGCCAACCUACCUUAUAUUUUAUAGUGUUUUAAUUGGGGGGAUAAACAACUUGUAUUAACAAGAACAAUUAGGUAAUGUAUCAUUCGAAUUAUAACCGAUGAAGAUGGACGCUGAGUUGUCUAAACUUUACAAAAUUAUAAUCUACUGGUCUGAAAUUUAAA
Molecule: messenger RNA, 3318 nt
Organism: Salvelinus namaycush (lake trout)
Lineage: Eukaryota; Metazoa; Chordata; Actinopteri; Salmoniformes; Salmonidae
Product: sestrin-3-like
Exons: 10
Coding region: 200-1651 (483 amino acids)
Biological process (GO): negative regulation of TORC1 signaling; cellular response to leucine starvation; positive regulation of macroautophagy
Cellular component (GO): nucleus
Molecular function (GO): L-leucine binding; oxidoreductase activity, acting on peroxide as acceptor
Source: RefSeq, a predicted model, not a curated record